UCCCUCGGAUAACCAGGAGCUUUCGGUUUUCCAGGGGGUUGGACGAUCCAAAGCAAAAGACGAAGAAGGCGGAUAGUAGCGAUGGAGCGAGACGAGCUCGCCGAGUCGCUCAACGAUCUCUUCCUCAAUCUAUCCACGAUGGUCAAAUCCGAGCUCCAGGGCGCGAAUGAUCAUCUGGAGCUGCUGGAGAAGAUGAACCUGAGAGUGGCCGAGGAGUACCGGGGGUUCGGCGACGUGGCUUCGGGAUUGAGAGUGUUCGUGGAGCAGCUGAAGACCAAGAGCGGGAGCUUCGAGGAGUACGUGCGGCAGAUCGACGCGAUCGAAGGCCAAGUGACGCACUUCGAAUCCGUGAUCUCCAUGCUCGACAAGCACGUGUCCCUCUUGGAAUCCAAAGUGCAUUCAGCGUGCCGCACGCCUCAGUGAAGGGCUUCUUCGCUCCUCCCAAUCCCUCCGCUUUUCUAGUUCGCAGUUACUGUUCGAGCGUCGUAAAAAUCGUUUCAUUGUAAAUGUCUCGUCGUAUGGCAAACCACUCAUAAAUUCAAUCUUAAGGACUCGAGGAAGUUCGCCGGCCGGAAGCCUCGUCUGCUCCGAUUCUGAAAAAAGGGCCCCACUUCGUGCCUUUGUUUUUAUAACGAAAAAUCGGGUCAACGGGGGCGAAGCUGUCACAGGGUAUGGAUCUCGCCAGCCUCCUCUCUGCAUCCUUGAUUUCGAGGUAUGAUGGACGAGCCCAUGUAUCUGAAAUGUCGAAGUUUUGUUUGCUCUUCAUAGUUUGUUUUCGGAUACUGAAGCAAAUCCAAUGAUCUCACUCUUUGCAAA
Molecule: messenger RNA, 816 nt
Organism: Rhodamnia argentea
Lineage: Eukaryota; Viridiplantae; Streptophyta; Magnoliopsida; Myrtales; Myrtaceae
Product: biogenesis of lysosome-related organelles complex 1 subunit 2
Exons: 2
Coding region: 82-423 (113 amino acids)
Source: RefSeq, a predicted model, not a curated record